Messenger RNA from Humulus lupulus (European hop), 2387 nucleotides. RefSeq names its product DNA glycosylase/AP lyase ROS1-like. The record is from RefSeq and is a predicted model, not a curated record. Gene Ontology annotation, molecular function: 4 iron, 4 sulfur cluster binding; DNA N-glycosylase activity; DNA demethylase activity. The transcript is spliced from 17 exons. Gene Ontology annotation, biological process: DNA repair. NCBI's taxonomy places the organism in Eukaryota, Viridiplantae, Streptophyta, Magnoliopsida, Rosales, Cannabaceae. The coding region runs from base 1 to 2328 and encodes 775 amino acids.
AUGGCAGAAAACCAAAGUACAAAUGUUCCUCAGUAUGAGCAUAGUGGUGCAAUAGUCUCGUAUGUAGGACUUCCAGAGAAAAAAAUCGAAAAGGAAAGUGCGCUCGUUCCUCACACUAAGAAUGGAACUCAUGUUCCUUUUCAGGGAGAACUUUCUGUUGUCAAGAAAAGCAAAAAACAACUUUUGCUUGAAUUACACUCUCAGGGAGUCAAUUCUUGGAAGCUGCAAUUGAAAGACUUUAGUAAGAUGGGUGAACAAAAUGAGGAAAUGUGGGAGGAUGAAAGAAGAGUGUUUCGAGAACGGAUUGGUGCAUUUAUUUCUCGAAUGCAUUUAAUUUUAGGUGAUAGGACAUUCUCAGAGUGGAAAGGUUCAGUGGUGGACUCUGUGGUUGGAGUUUUCUUAACUCAGAAUGUCUCAGACAAUCUUUCAAGCUCUGCCUUCAUGUCACUUGUUGCAAAAUUUUCCUCUUCAUAUGGAAGUAGUAGCGAGAAUACAACAACUGUCAAAUUUUUAGAAGGUCCACAGCAGCUUUCGGAUAAAAAUAUCGCCAACGAUGAGCCUAGGAGCUUAGCUGAUGAAACAGUAGAAGAACAAGAUUACAUGCUGCCUACAGAUGAGAAAAACAUAGAGAAGAAAAAGAAGAAAGUAAACGGCAUUGAUUGGGAUGCAAUGGCGAAAAGAUAUUGUAAGAAUAUAGAGGGAGAAAAGAAGGAAGGUGAUCAUAAUGAAACUAAUUGGGACCAAAUGAAGAGACAAUACCAUGUUGAUGGACCAAGAAAUAGUCAUCACAAGGAUUCUGUGGAUUGGAAUGCUGUAAGGCUGGCGCAUCCUAGUGAGGUUGCAGACGCAAUCAAAGAGCGCGGCCAGCAUAAUAUCAUCGCAUUACGAAUUCAGCAACUUCUUAAUCGAGUUCUUAAACUACAUGGGAGCCUUGACUUAGAAUGGCUAAGACAUGCUCCUCCUGAGAAAGUAAAGCAAUACCUCUUAGAAUUCCAUGGACUUGGUUUAAAAAGUGUGGAGUGCAUACGACUUCUUGCACUUCAGCAUGUAGCCUUCCCGGUGGAUACAAAUGUUGGUCGAAUAGCCGUUCGUCUAGGGUGGGUUCCUCUUGAGCCAUUACCUGAGGAGCUUCAGAUACAUCUCUUGCAGCAGUUUCCGAUAAUGGAUUCGAUUCAGAAGUAUCUCUGGCCAAGACUACAGACCAUGGACCAACAAACACUAUAUCAACUACAUUAUCAUCUGAUAACCUUUGGAAAGGUUUAUUGCACAAAGAGAAAUCCAAACUGCAAUGCUUGUCCAAUGAGAGGGGAGUGUAGGCACUUCGCUAGUGCAUAUGCAAGUGCAAGGCAUGCCCUGCCAAGGCCGGAAAAGAAAGAAAAAGAAAGCUCAGCAUCUCCAACAGUGGCUGCCAAUGGCCUCGGCCUCUCAACAAACUCAGUACCACCACCGUUACUUCUUGAAAACAAGCAAUAUUCAAAACCAGAUCAAAUUUGUGAACCUAUCAUUGAAGAGCCUUCAUCACCGGAGCCUGAGCGUCCACAAUUAGAAGAAAUUGAUAUUGAAGAUUAUUUUCGUGAGACCGAAGAAGACGACAAUGAUAUUCCUACACUCAAUCUCAGUAAUGGAAUGAGCAGAAUCAGCCAAGAUGAACUUUGUAUGGAUAUGAAGAAGAUAAUAUGUCAAGACAAUGAAGAAUCAAGAGCUAUAGUUGUUUUGCCACCUGAAGUUACUACCUACCCUGUUCCGAAAUUGAAAUCUAUCAGCCGUUUAAGAACAAAGCACCUAGUCUAUGAACUUCCAGAUCCACAUCCUCUUUUAAUAGGGCUAGACAAGCGAGAUUACAAUGAUCCUAGUCCAUACCUUCUUGCCAUAUGGACACCAGAUGAAAUUGUAAACUCGUCUCAGCCAUCUGUAAGCACUAAUUCUCAGCAAGAAAAUGUGGAGACGAUUCCUGGAACAAUUUUGAUACCUUGUCGAACGGCAAAUAAAGGAAGCUUUCCGCUGAAUGGUACAUAUUUUCAAACAAAUGAGGUAUUUGCUGAUCAUGAAUCUAGUCACCAUCCAAUUGAUGUUCCUAGGUCAUGGUUAUGGAACUUAAGUAGGCGAUUGGUUUACUUUGGUACCUCAACUAGUGCAAUUUUUAGAGGCUUGUCAACAGAAGAAAUUCAGCACUGUUUCUGGCGAGGGUCACUUUGUGUGAGAGCAUAUGAUAGAAAAACGGGCUGUCCUAGACCUCUUGCCCCAAGAUUCCACAUGUCAACAGCCCAUGUUGUGAAAGACAAAACCAAAGCCAAAGAGGCAAAAACAAAAACAAUGGAUGAUGAGUAGUGUUUGUAAAUAAAAAGCAUAAACUUGGCUUACUCACACCUAUUAAUCUGAUAUCAUAA